This is a messenger RNA of Ailuropoda melanoleuca (giant panda), 2400 nucleotides long. RefSeq names its product zinc finger and SCAN domain containing 16 (gene ZSCAN16). The transcript is spliced from 3 exons. The record is from RefSeq and is a predicted model, not a curated record. NCBI's taxonomy places the organism in Eukaryota, Metazoa, Chordata, Mammalia, Carnivora, Ursidae. Bases 485 to 1516 code for a protein of 343 amino acids.
GUCCGGCCUUUGUUCCGGGCCGCCAAGAGGUGUCUGCUGUGGCCGCGGGGGCUUGUCUUGCGUCCGUCGCUUGAGCAGGGGAGGACGCGGGCCGAUGCUCGGGAGUGGACGGGGUGAACGCGAGGCGGCGUCUGCCCCCACAGCGCCGAACCCCGGGGCGAAUCAGCGAGCCUCCUCACACGGCUGUGGACGCUCGGCGUUCUUUAGUGCUGACGAGAGCCGGCUGCCCGUCAGCCCGGUGAGAAACGCGGGAGUUCGGCACCCUCGGAGCCGUAGCUCGGGUCGGCAGAAGCACCUUGCUUUCAGUCCGAGCGCACACUGGGUCCGUGCCCCUGCUCGCCCUGGUUCCGUCCAUCAGCGGGUGUCCAUGUUCACGGCAGCUCUGGUCAUUUCCCCGCGGUCACCACCUUUUCUCUGAAACAAGGUUCCGAGAGGUCCUCCCUGACUCAGCCGCGGAGAGGACUAACCUCACACGCAGCCCACGAUGGCCGCAGCCCCAGAACCCGAAGGACAAAAGAGACUUCCAGUAGUUAAGGCAGAAGACCACCGCUGGGGACCGGACUCCGUCUCACAGAACUAUACCCCUCACAAGAGGGAGGUCUUCAGGCAGCACUUCAGGAAGCUCUGCUAUCAGGAUGCACCGGGGCCCCGGGAAGCCCUUUCCCAGCUCUGGGAGCUUUGCCGCCAGUGGCUGAGGCCAGAAUGCCACACCAAGGAGCAGAUUUUAGACCUGCUGGUGCUGGAACAGUUCUUGAGCAUUCUUCCCAGGGACCUGCAAGCAUGGGUGCAGGCGCACCAUCCGAAGACGGGGGAGGAGGCGGUGACGGUGCUGGAGGACCUGGAGCGGGAGCUGGAUGAACCUCGGAAGCAGGUCCCAGCCAAUUCAGAAAGACAGGACACACUCUUGGACAAGUUGAACCCCCUGGGAAGGCCCCAUGAGUCACUGACUGCGCAGCUCUAUCCCAAGAAGAUUCAGCAGGAGCAGGAAUCUGGGGAGCCCCAAAGGAAUGGUGAUAAAACCAGAACUAAGAAUGAGGCAUUGUCCCAGAAGGACACAGAAUUCCUUGGGAAGAUAAAUGACAGACUUAACAAAGACAUUCCUCAGCAUCCUGAAUCCAGAGAUGCUAUUGAAAGUGAGGGCAGAUUAGAGUGGCAACAGAGGGAAAGAAGACGCUAUGCAUGUGAUGACUGUGGGAAAAGUUUCAGUCACAGCUCAGACCUUAGUAAGCACAGAAGGACUCACACUGGAGAGAAGCCCUACAAAUGCAAUGAAUGUGGAAAAGCCUUCAUUCAACGCUCCCAUCUCAUUGGACACCACAGAGUGCACACUGGAGUAAAACCUUAUAAAUGUGAAGAAUGUGGGAAAGAUUUUAGUGGGCGCACAGGUCUUAUUCAGCAUCAGAGAAUCCAUACAGGUGAAAAACCCUAUGAAUGUCAUGAGUGUGGGAGGCCCUUCCGUGUAAGUUCAGCCCUGAUCAGACAUCAAAGAAUUCAUACAGCAAAUAAGCUCUACUAAGAUAGUGAAAUAACAGAAGCUCUUUAGCUGCUCAGGUCUCCUUAGUUGUCAGAGAAUCUGCCUUAGGGACUGUGAGCAUCCUGAAUGUAGGAAAAGCUUCAGUCGUCACUGAACAUUGCUCUGGCACCAGACAAUCUACCUGAGAAAAUUUCCUUUUAUUCCUAAAUUAGUUCAGUUUCUUAGGAAGCAUUAAGGGUUAUUUCAGAAAGCCUUGUCUGUUGAUAGACUGCUUGCUUGCAGCCGAAAGUAACCACAUUUCUUGGUUGAAAGAUAGUGAAUUCUACUUCUCAGCUUUCCUUUUUACUUGACUAUUCUGUGUAUGACAUUAGGCAAAGCAUUCACAUUUUUCUCUGCCUUCAUUUCCCCUUCCUUAGAGGACACGGUAGAGGCCCUCCAGGUAUGUUGUAUUAAGUUAAACCUGCUUUUGAAAUUAAUAACUAAAACCAUACUAAGUUUUUGUUUUCCAUCACUACUGAUAUAACCGCCUAACAUGGGGGUAUAAUCAUUUUGUGGAAUUUGUUUGCCAAUGCUAAAAAAAAGGAAGCCAUCAGAAAAGAAGCAGGGUAAGGAAAACAUUCAAGUGGAAAGGAAAGCCAUAAGUGAUAAGCAUUAGGCAAAGCAUUCACAUUUUUCUCUGCCUUCAUUUCCCCUUCCUUAGAGGACACGGUAGAGGCCCUCCAGGUAUGUUGUAUUAAGUUAAACCUGCUUUUGAAAUUAAUAACUAAAACCAUACUAAGUUUUUGUUUUCCAUCACUACUGAUAUAACCGCCUAACAUGGGGGUAUAAUCAUUUUGUGGAAUUUGUUUGCCAAUGCUAAAAAAAAGGAAGCCAUCAGAAAAGAAGCAGGGUAAGGAAAACAUUCAAGUGGAAAGGAAAGCCAUAAG